Hydractinia symbiolongicarpus is the source of this 1008-nucleotide messenger RNA. Its product is annotated as ADP-ribosylation factor-like protein 1. Gene Ontology annotation, molecular function: GTPase activity; GTP binding. Bases 154 to 699 code for a protein of 181 amino acids. The record is from RefSeq and is a predicted model, not a curated record. Gene Ontology annotation, biological process: intracellular protein transport; vesicle-mediated transport. NCBI's taxonomy places the organism in Eukaryota, Metazoa, Cnidaria, Hydrozoa, Anthoathecata, Hydractiniidae. Gene Ontology annotation, cellular component: cytoplasm; Golgi apparatus. The transcript is spliced from 10 exons.
UGACGUUGUUUACUGCUGAUAGAAACAUUGUCCGCAACAUGGCAGUAGAAGUAGCGCGAUAUUUAAAAGGAGGGGAGGUUAAAGAGAUAUAGAUUUCAUUUUGCGUCUAAUCUACGGUGUUAAGUAAUCGUUUUUGUAGAUAGUUUGAGAAAAAUGGGUGGAUUAUUUUCCAGAAUAUUUUCAAGCCUUUUUGGUGCCAAAGAAACAAGAAUACUUAUAUUAGGAUUGGAUGGAGCUGGCAAAACUACAAUAUUAUACAGGUUGCAAGUUGGCGAGGUUGUGACAACAAUCCCAACUAUUGGUUUCAACGUUGAGAGUGUGACAUACAAAAAUUUAAAGUUCCAAGUUUGGGAUCUUGGAGGCCAAACUAGCAUCAGGCCAUACUGGAGAUGUUAUUAUGCUAACACUGAUGCUGUGAUAUACGUUGUUGAUAGUCAAGAUAAAGAUAGGAUUGGAAUUUCAAAGCAGGAACUGCUCGCUAUGUUAGAAGAAGAAGAAUUAAAAAAAGCUAUUCUUUGUGUGUUUGCUAAUAAACAGGACAUGGAAGGAGCAAUGACAGCUACAGAAGUUUCAAACGCACUUGGACUAUCAUCGUUAAAGACGAGGACGUGGUCAAUAUUUAAAACCUCUGCAACGAAGGGUGAAGGGCUCGAAGAAGCGAUGGAUUGGCUUGUCGACGCUCUGAAAUCUCGACAAUGAGUUUAUGGCGUUAACACGUAAUAAAAUCGGUUUCCGUAAUAUCUGAUAUGACAGAAUCAGAUCAUAUACUGAUGUCUUUAAGAUACUUUAAGUUGCUUGUGUCAUUCACAAGAAAGAGCAGCAACGAUUGAAGCAUUGCGUACAGCUCUGUGAAAAACUUUCGGUUGUUUUUGUUUUCAGUGAUAUGGGUUUACUUAAAGUUAAAUUUUCGUGUUUUGCGUAUUUAUUUAAAUUGUAUAAUUAUAUCGGUAGCACAAUCUUGUAUAUAUCACUUGCAUAAUUCGAAAUAUAAAUGUUUUUUUUGGCAUG